Messenger RNA from Recurvomyces mirabilis, 417 nucleotides. RefSeq lists its product as uncharacterized. The annotation marks the transcript as partial. The record is from RefSeq and is a predicted model, not a curated record. NCBI's taxonomy places the organism in Eukaryota, Fungi, Ascomycota, Dothideomycetes, Mycosphaerellales, Teratosphaeriaceae. The transcript has a single exon.
CCAAUCCCAACUCCUGCAGUGCUGGAAUUGAGCCUCUCGGCAGAACCGCUACAUGAUGUAGCAAAGCCCGUGAGAGGGAUCCUCGAAGAUCUUGCCGACUGGAAACUUCGAAUGAGGGAGCUGUACAGCGACAGAGCGGCACUUGCCAAAGAGCUGGAAGAGGGGAAGUCGGGAUUGAAAGGCAUCGAGAAAAAUAUAGAAGAUAUCCGUGCGGAGCAGCGAAGAUUGGAGGACAAAAAGGCGGCAAUUGACCAGGAAAUUUCAGAAGCGGAAAAGGUAGGCAAACGAUACGAUGAGAAUCUGACAAUGGAGAAGGAGAAGACUUCGAUGAGAGAGAUCGCCCUUCGCGACAUGAACGACAGGGCUGAGCAGAUAAAGCUGGAGCUACAAGAAGUCUGGAACAUUUGUGACAGUUAG